AUGGCACCAACUGUUCAGACCAAUAAAGUGCCUGACAGGGAUCAAAGACAAAGUAGAAAUGCAGAAAAAAGAACUGAAUUAGUUUGUAGGAUAAAAUACUGUAAUACUCUACCGGAUAUUCCUUUUGAUCCCAAAUUUAUUCAAUAUCCCUUUGAUGCCGCUCGUUUUAUAUCUUAUAAGCCAACUACUUUAGAGAGAAACUACAAGUAUGAAGUUUUAACAGAACAUGAUCUUGGAGUAACAAUAGAUUUAAUUAAUAAAGAUGCUUACAAUGCAGAAAUUGGAGCCACUUUGGAUCCAGCAGAUGAAAAAUUAUUGGAAGAAGAUGUUCUUACUCCACAGGAUUCCAUUAGGUCAAGGCAUCAUGCUCGCAGUGUGUCUUGGCUUAGAAGAACUGAAUAUAUUUCAACAGAACAAACUAGAUUUCAACCCCAAACAAUGGAUAAAGUUGAAGCAAAAGUUGGUUAUAGUAUUAAAAAGAACUUUAAAGAAGAUCCUUUAAUAAUGGACAGAGAAAGUCAAAUCAGAGCUAUUGAAAAAACUUUUGAAGAUUCUCUCAAACCCAUUGAAAAACAUUACAGUAAACCAAAUGUUUAUCCUAUUGAAAUAUUGCCAGUGUUUCCAGAUUUUGAUGGCUGGAAAUAUCCUUGUGCUCAAGUAAUAUUUGAUUCUGAUCCUGCUCCUGUUGGUAGAUCUGUUCCGGCUCAAUUAGAAGAAAUGUCGCAAGCUAUGAUAAGGGGAGUGAUGGAUGAAUCUGGAGAACAAUUUGUAGCUUAUUUCUUACCCACAGAAGAAACAUUAGCUAAAAGAAAAGCAGACAUUCAGAAUAAUAUUGAUUAUGAGGAUGAUCAAGAAUAUGAGUAUAAAAUGGCUAGGGAAUAUAAUUGGAAUGUAAAAAAUAAAGCAUCCAAAGGUUAUGAAGAAAAUUACUUCCUCGUAGUUAGAGAGGGUGGAAUGUAUUAUAAUGAAUUGGAGACAAGAGUACGUUUAAGUAAGAGAAGACAAAAACCUGGCCAAGCUCCGAGUAAUACAAGACUAGUUAUUAAGCAUAGGCCAAUUAAUGAAGUAGAAUAUAAAAUGCAAAGAUUUAGAGAAAAACAAUUAGAACAUCCAGGAGAAGAAGAGGAUGAAGAAGAACCUGAAUUGGAACCGGAAACUGUUACUAUUACUAGAACUGGAGAAAAUGGUGAAGAAGGAGACGAAGGAGAUGAAAGUGACAAUCAAAGUGACAAAGACAGUGAUAAAAAAAGCAAUAAAGACGAUAGCGAUAAAGAGAAAGAUGAUAAUUUACAAAAUAAAUCUGAAAAUGAAGAAGGUAAUAACGAAGGUACGGUUGAAAAUUUUUUUUUAGUAAAGUAUCAUGGAGUUUUUAACUUUGUACUUUUAUUUUGUUUGCAACGACGUAGAAAGCGACUCUAA
Messenger RNA from Pediculus humanus corporis (human body louse), 1419 nucleotides. Its product is annotated as RNA polymerase-associated protein, putative. Gene Ontology annotation, biological process: transcription elongation by RNA polymerase II. Gene Ontology annotation, molecular function: RNA polymerase II complex binding; chromatin binding. The transcript is spliced from 6 exons. Gene Ontology annotation, cellular component: Cdc73/Paf1 complex. Bases 1 to 1419 code for a protein of 472 amino acids. NCBI's taxonomy places the organism in Eukaryota, Metazoa, Arthropoda, Insecta, Psocodea, Pediculidae. The record is from RefSeq and is a predicted model, not a curated record.